CAAGAUCAUGCCCCACCAGGGAUCCGCCCGCUACUGCUGCUGCUCUCUCACAUGGCUGACCGCCUGCCUGUUUGGGUACGUCAAUGAAUCCAUAGGGAUGUUUGGACGAGGGGUGUCGUGAACCUCCGGCCGAUCUUGCGCGGUUCAAUAUGUCGGUUUCGUGCGUGGAUCUAUUGCAGGUGGCCGAGCCCUUCCGGCCCUGAGCAUCAAGCGCCACCUACGCAUCGCAGGGAUGACCCUGAAGGGCAAGAAUCGACCGGCCGAGUGAGCCCCAUCGCAGAAAAUGGGAUUGCUACUUUUUCAUCCGUCUGUUUUCUCUCUCAGGCCGCUCGUGGUGUGAUGAUGGCUGCCAUGUUCGAAAGCCCCUCGCCAGCCGUCCCACUCCACAACGUGCUCGAGUAUGAGUCACGCCGGCAUGACGAUGACGACGAGGUAUCAAGAUGUUAAGAAGAGCAGCAACGAGGCCACAGCUUACUGUGGUUUGCCACGGUUUUGUCGUGAUUGCAGGCAGAACAACCUGCCACUGCCGCUACAGCAGCAUUGAGCCAUCAUGCAGCCCUGCAGGCCAGCACCGGAGGCAACACACCAACAGCACCGCGCUCUACGCCUCCAAGCGCUGAGUCGUCUCAUGCUGCUGCUACUUCUGCUGCGCCUGCCUCAACCACAGCCCCUGAUGCCCCUGCUGUAGCCCCUGAGCCUUGUCAUGCUGCCUCAACCACAGCCCCUGCUGCUGGUGGGGAGACCAGCAGCAACGUAGCUGCAGCUGGAGAGGCCAACAACGCACCGGAGAGAGCGCCUCUGCUGGUAUGUCUUUAUCCAUCUUGAUAUGGUGACACAGCCGACGUUUCUUUCUGUCUGUCUUUCAGCCUGAUUUGGUCAUCAACGUCCUCGCCUAUCUGCCCUUCCCCUCGCUCGUCCUGGCCCGCCUCCCUCCCUCCGUGCUGGAACAAGUGUGCAAGCUGCACACGCGUCUGAUCAUCGACGCAUCGACGCACGAAGGCGUGGAGGCCUGGGGCAGAAUGCUGCCGCAGCGCGCGAGACAGCUGGGACAGCUUGCCAUCAACGUCUCCACCAUCAUGAUGCGGCACCCUGGCUUCUUUCCGGAAUGGGGCCUCGCCGCUCUGGUGGCUUUCGUUGGUGGCCAAGCGGCAGGACGGGCAGAGGCAGCGGCACAAGAGGGGUCGGGAAUCCAAGGAGCAUCGCUCAAAGCCGUCUCGUUCGAGGGGGUGCCCUUGCCAGUACGGCCGGGACCAUUUAGAGCACCCCCCGUCGCUCCCGUCCCCUCUGCCGGCGCCCGCACGCGCCUUGAAGCCCUCACAUCGAUUUCAGGCCUGCUACAAGCCCACCAUCCUCUGGCCGACAGAUGGCUGAUGCCGUCUUUGAUCGACGUGAGCGGCCCUGGGUGUGAUGGGGAGAUGACGAGCGCCUUUCUCCGAUUGUCAACCACAAUUACGAGAAUUGGCUCGUCAUCCACACCCACAGAAAAGGCAGAGCUGCUCGAGCGCCUGCCUUUGGCCACGAGAGAGGGGGACAGGCUGGUGGCACCUCUAAGCCAUCUCGAGACGAUCGGCACUUUGCGUGUCUCUCGAGAUGCUGUCCAGAUGCGCCAGGAAUUCGACCGGCUAGAGGUAUGAAAGGAGAAAGUGCACCUUUCCCUGUCUUUUUGCAUGCAGCGCUUUUUUCCUUCCUUUCAGACCGUCAUGCUGGCACGCAACUGUCCUCGCUCGUCAAUCAAGGUCACUAUCGACUUCGACAUCGACGCUUUCGAGGGAGUCGACGGCUCCUUUCUGCCCCUUCUCGCCGCCAUCCAGGCGUUCUUCCGCACCUUCGCUGCCGGCCCCACCAUCUCCAUCGCCAACGAGCGCUUCUCUUUCAAUCUUGACGUGCUCAUCUACCUUCCCGCAAGCACGUCAACGUUUGUGAGAGACAGCCUCGUCAAGCUCGGGAAUGAAGCCACGGACGUCCUGUGGAAGUUGAGAGCGCAGCAUCUGCAUGACGCGCAAGAUGCGCACUCUCUCUUCCGUGAGCCGUCCCCAGCUGCGACCGACGUCUCCAGGCGGCUGACGUUUCCCAGGGCGGCCAAGUUCUGCCUUGAGGACGCAAAUGGCUUCUUCCCCGACCCUCCCCUCCCCGAGGUGAUGCCGGCCAUUCUCAACUACCUGCCACUGUCGAUCGGCGCCGACAGCUCCCACCUUGUCAUCGACAGUAGCGCGGGGUGCGAAGUGGGGCGGCAGCUUACAGGCUGCAUGACCGGCAUCAAUGAACUGAGUGUCUGGAAGGCCGUCGACGUGCACUUCGUGCACUCGAUCCUGCUGGCCAUUGGGGGAGGGAUGGCGAUGGAGAAGGUGUAUUUCUCGGUGAUUCGGGGCAGCGGUGGCCUGUGGCUGGGUGCAGAUAUCUAUCCCUCAAUCAAGGACCUGAAUGUGUGCAUAGGUAUCUGAAUGAAAAUGCAAAUUAACGGAACACACCUCACUUACUUCCACCUGUGUAUCUGUUGUGUGUGCAGAAUCUGCCAGCGACAUACCCAGCCUCCUGGAAGUCAGAGGUCUGGAGACCGUCAGCUUUCGAGCGAUGCGUCCAGACCUCAUGGCAAGGGCGGGGCUGCACCAGCUGAGAGAUCAUGGGCGGACGUAUGAAGGCUUCACGGUUGCAUGGCACUUGAACAAAGUGACGCUAUCAAAAGCUGCGGGUAAGCGAAGUGGGAAGGAUGGUUUGGUUCAAGUGUGAUUGCUGAAAUGUGUGCCUUUGCUUGUGUUGCGUGUCAGGUCGAGGUGGUCGAGGGCGCGGAAGCGGUGGAUGGAGAGGGCGGGGAAGAGGGAGGGGCAGGGGCCGGUGAGGGCUGACUAAGAGACCUUGCUUUCUUUGCUUGUUUUGCUCGGUUUUGGGCUGAUGUCUCUUUUUUCCGUCUUUUUCCGUGACGCAUCAAACGAUGCUCACAGUGAGUGCCACCUGGGGGUGACCUUAAUGUUGGAGAGGGCUUGUCAUUCGAAAGUGCGCACUUGUAUGAAUGCGUGUCGCUUUGUCUACUCACACUGAGCACCAUUCUCACUCAGCA
Molecule: messenger RNA, 3055 nt
Organism: Vitrella brassicaformis
Lineage: Eukaryota; Vitrellaceae
Source: the annotation of a GenBank genome assembly